Messenger RNA from Olea europaea var. sylvestris, 3646 nucleotides. Its product is annotated as DELLA protein RGL2-like. Gene Ontology annotation, biological process: regulation of DNA-templated transcription. The record is from RefSeq and is a predicted model, not a curated record. Gene Ontology annotation, cellular component: nucleus. The transcript has 2 exons. The coding region runs from base 2373 to 2909 and encodes 178 amino acids. Gene Ontology annotation, molecular function: DNA-binding transcription factor activity; sequence-specific DNA binding. NCBI's taxonomy places the organism in Eukaryota, Viridiplantae, Streptophyta, Magnoliopsida, Lamiales, Oleaceae.
CCCUUAAUAAUAGCCUUUACAGUUUCAUCUUAUAUUUUCUCUUCAGUCCUUAGUUUUAGAAUCAAGUUUUAUUAUCAAGAAAAGGAGUCACGUGUUUAAUUUUAACUCCAUUUUUAUGAUUGAAUUGCAGAGUUAAUGUUUUUCUGUGCCAAAUAAUUUCUAGAAUUUACCCUUUCUUGAUUCUUCUCUACAUAAAUGGCAUCAGAUUCAUGAAUUCAAGCUUUCUUCUAUACAUAUAUAUGGAAUCAGAUUCUUUUCCUUCCAAUGAAAAUUGAAUCCUCCAUACUUUAACACGCCAUAAUUUUAGUUUCAAACUCAUCAACUAGCCAAUUUUCCAGAGAAGGUUAUUUCCAGUACGAUAAUGAGGGUGCAACUGCUCUCCCCGACAGAGUUAUUAUUUUCAGCUUCACAGCCUACCCCAUCUUCCAUUGGGAAAAUGUAAGACGAGAGACAUUUUGUCGCUUACAAGGUAAGGUAAUAAGCCAAUUUAUUGUUAAUUCCGAGUAUAUAACUUUGUCAUUUCUUGUUUAUAUAGCAUGUAUGUAUGUACGUACUUCAUUCUGUCAGUAUGAAUUCAUGCUUAAUGUGAAAGUUAAAAGAGAUGUGAGAACCCAAAAAUGGAUCCAUAUAAUUCUUGAAUUCUUAUCAAUCAGCACAAUCAUAUAUGAGGACACGUGACUUAAUCUAGAAGAAACGAAGAAAAAGAAAGAGAACGAUUGGUCAGAGAAAGGAAACAGAAAUUUCUGGAGAAUUAGUUCAACGUAGUACAAGUAGACAAAGCUCAUGACCUAUUUAUGAAAGUUCCAUUAUGGAAAAAUAGAUAAUGAAUUUGAUAUGUACAUAUUAAAGAUUAUAUGAAUAAAUUUCUUUUCCUAUUCUCAUAUCAGAAUAUUUCAUAGUUGCUCUAUGAGUAUUUCUUGUUCCCUAAUCGCGCCCCAUCUGUCUUCAUUUGUUACCCUCUAUUUGUCUGUUCUUUCUUUCUUCAAAUCAUAUUUUUCUUUAAUUAAUUACAUACUAUUGUCCUAUUUACUUGGCCGAACUUGUUCGUGGAUUAAAAUAUAUGAAAUGGCCUAGAUGAUUGCCUUUAUUUAAACUAAUGCAUUUGUCCCUGCAAUGGACACAUCAACUUUAUCUUCAGUUUCUUCCUCUGAGGUGAAGGAAAUACAUAAAGAGAAUUCUUUGUAGUAUGCCACUUACAUUGGUUGGAGAUAGCUUGAUUAAUGAUCACUGAGUGUCUGAUAAUAGUGUGUGUGUGUGUGUGUGUGUGUGUGUGUGUGUGACUGCGAAUGGCGGAAACAUUGUUCUCCUCAUUUCAUUUCAGUGAGUCAUCAGGUCUGGAAAAGAGGCAGCAUUACCAAGAGUCAACAAGAUCCAUUGUUUGAUAUGGAAGAUUGUGAAUUUAUGGAUUUGUUUUCUUCUAUUUAUGGCUCUUGUCAAGAGAAUACCAUGGAGGAGAAAUCUCAAUUGUUUUGAAAUCAACAACCAGAUAAUUGUAAGCAGAAUGACCACAUGAUCAUGCCCUUUGAAGUUCAAUCACAAGUUUUAGAACUUGGGAAAUCCCUUAAGGAUAAGGCAUUUUCAUUUUCCUCAUCAUCAGUGGAGCUCCAGCCCCAUUACGAAAGAGGUCUCAAAAAAACAAGUGAAGAGACUUUCAAUAAUUUGAGAAGUGAGAAUAAUGUAGUUGGCUAGAAAUUAACGAUGGAGGAAAUUCUGAGGGUGGCUAGAGAAAGGUUUAUCCAAUUUUCUAUCGACAAGGAAGAUGGUAUUUCCAUGUUUAUCCACCCUUACGGCUCCUUUCUCAGGCCUUUCCAUAGACGAAGCAAGGGAUAUGGAACUUGUAUAUCUUCUCCUUGUAGCUGCAGAAAAUGUGGGCUAUCAACAUUUUGACUUUGCAAGUAAAAUGAUUACUCGUUGCCUCUUGAUGGUGUCUGAUUCAGGCACUCCAAUCCAACGCAUUACCUAUUAUUUUGCAAUAGCUAUUUGAGAGAGAAUGCAUAGAGAAAUUGGGAGAAUCAUGACUGAGAAAACAAAGCAACCAGUGAACACCGUAAAGAGCCUUGCUUUUCGUGGCAUCCCACAAAGAACUGCCCUUCACACAAGUGAUGCAAUUUGCUGGAAUACAAAGCAUAAUUGAAAAUCUGAGAACAAAUAGCAAGAUUCAUUUGAUUGAUCUUCAAAUAAGAAGUGGAAUUCAAUGGACAGCCUUGAUGUAAGGACUUUCAGAGCGGCUUGAGCACUUGAUCAAGCAUCUUAAAAUAACUGCAGUUGGAAUAACUGAUCAACAUUAUAUUAAAGAAACUGGCCAGAGACUACUAAGCUUUGCCGAGUCCUUGAAUUUGCCUUUCUCAUUCAAGGCCGUAUAUCUUACAGACAUGAGAAACUCCAAGGAAGAUCUCUUAAAUGUUGAAGCUAGUGAAACUGUGGUUGUUUACUCCUUUUUGAUGUUGAGGUCAAUGGUAUCAAGACCCGAUUGCGUAGAAAAUGUAAUGGGAGCAAUAAGAAGGCUUAGGCCUGUCCUAGUGGUCGUAAUUGAAGUAGAGGCAAAUCAUAAUUCUCUUUCAUUGGUGGAUCGCUUCAUUGAGGCAUUCUUGUUUUAUAGUGCUUAUUUUGAUUGCUUGGAGCGAAGCAAUCAAUACAGAAUGAAUCUUGAAGGGAUUCUGAACACAGUUGCAAUUGAGGGUCAGGAGAGAACCACUCGAAAUGUAAAAAAUGAUGUGUGGAGGGCAUUUUUUGAAAGAUUUAGAAUGAUAGAAAUUGAACUCAACGAGUCAUCUUGGUAUCAAGCUAAUUUAGUUCUCAACUGGUUUGUAUAUGGAAGCUCCUGCACACUUGAACAUAAUGGGAAGGGAAUGGUUGUUGGAUGGAAAGGAACACCAAUCCAUUCCCUAACCUCUUGGAAAUUCGCAUAGAAUAAGUGCCGAAGAAGAAAUAAAUGAUUGAGGAAAAAUAAUAUUAUUGAAGGUAGUCAAUAGGAUGCUUAGGUGUUCAAUUUAUUAUUUUGCCUUAAUUCGGCGGUAGCAGGUAAAAAUCGCUUUUGUUCCUUUGGCCCUUAUAGCUUUGUCAGUACGUCCAAUAUGUCUGAAUUUAUCAACAAAAUUGUAGUGAAAGUAUGCUGACAGAAAACAUUGUUGUUUACAAAAUGAUGGGAAUGUAUACAAAACAGCUGUUUGUCAUCGUUUUUAUAGUAAUUUAAUUUACAUCCUGGUGUAUUUAAUUAUUUCAGAAUGAACUUCUCAAAAUUUGUCACAAUAAUGGAUUCACAGUUGUAGCUUGUCCUUUCAUAUAUUAUAUUCUCAAACCUUACAUCUUAUUACUGUGGAAAUCUUCCAUUUCUAAUUAAGGAAAAUCAUGUGUGUGGCCUAAAACUUCCAUUAAUCAAUGAUUUGCGCUUCCAAUAAUAAGGCUAGCCAAUUUGGAAUUUGCUGUGAAUGGUCCAUAAUGCCUACAAUUACGGAAAAGAAUCGGUGAUGGAUCGAGCUUAUAAAAGGAACAUUGUUUGGGUCCCUAAUGCCAUUCUGUCUAUUCUUUUAUAUUACACCAUCAUUCAGAAGCUGGAAGGAGGCAUUAGAAGCUCUCAAACUCGUAGAACUGAAGCUACGUUUUCGGUUCCAAAAGGUUUUCAUGUCAACAAUGGCUAGAGGUAAAU